AUGAAUAUCGACAUCCCCAAGCUGGUCAAGGCCGCUGCGCCGGAUUCCGAAGGACGAAAUGCGCGCAUCGUCUCGGACAAUUGGAAUCGCCCCGUCCACAGAGAUCCUAACUUCCUGUCCAAGGACUUCCCAAGAGGUCGACCAAAGCUGUAUAUCAGUGCGGAAAGUGAAGAGUUUGACCAACUCACGCUAGACGAGUGGCGCGAUGAGGACUUCGACGUGGAGUACCUCCCAAUGGGGGGUACCGCGAAAGAGUACCGGGAUAAACUCCGAUCGUUGAGCAAAACCAAUAUGGGCCCUUCAUACGGAGAUGCCGCAGCUGCCUGUCUUGAACACUAUCAUGUCAUGGACAACAACCCAGAGUUCAAGCUGGGUCUUCUCGUUGCAUACUACCCCACGGCGAUCCCUGAUCCCAAGGGUCACUUUCCCAGCAGCAUUUCCGCUCUUGUCCAUCUCGCCGCGGGUGAGGAGAUUGGUGUCACAAAGCAAAGCCAGAUGGUUGGGAUCCAAGGAAAACGACGCACGACUCGCAAAAAGGUGGAAAACGGCAUGGGCAUUGGCGGAAUGUUGCAGCUGGCAUAUCCGACUUACACCUACGAUGCGGAGCCCGGUUUUGCAGAGCACGAUUUGGACCAAUACCACCAAGUUUCCGCUGAAUUGGCAUGGAGCCGAAGCCUUGGUGCGGCGAGGAAGGCGUUCAAUAAUCAUGCCGACUUGGAGCUCGUGUUGGAGCAAAAUGUGCAGGGCAAGUUCUUCACUCGCAACCUAAACCAAACUCUCUCAUCGUAUACAACACACAAGACGCCCCACGUCACACAUAUCCCGACAUUGACCGGAGGGGUCGGAGCCCAAGAGCUGGCAAUGUUUUACAAGCAAUUCUUCAACAACCCACCGUCAAUGAAACUCACGCUUAUUUCCCGCACUAUCGGGACUGAUCGUGUCGUUGAUGAGGUUCACGUCCGUUUCAAACACACGGAAGAGAUGCCAUGGAUUCUGCCAGGCGUCCCAGCAACAAAUAAACGGGUCGAGCUGCUUGUUGUUAGCAUCGUUGGGCUGAGAGGAGGCAAACUCUACCACGAGCAUGUGUAUUGGGAUCAAGCGAGCGUGUUGGUGCAAGUUGGCUUGCUAGACCCGAAUCUUGUGCCAGAAGCAGGGCGCAAGAUUGGCGUUGAGAGACUCCCCGUUGUCGGUAGGGAAGCAGCAAGAAGAGUUCUGAGAGGGUGGGAUGACAAUGAAGGGGAGGCCGACAAUGAGCUUGUGCCGGGCUGGCAUGAAGAAGCGGUCGAAGAUGAAAAGACAGCCAAAGGCAAGCAAAACAGUGGAGAGACGACCAAGGACCAGAAAGGAGGUCAGAAGGAGGAACAUCCAGCCGCGAAGACGUCAACGGAAAGGCCGAAGCCUACAAGUACAACAUAG
Colletotrichum fioriniae is the source of this 1416-nucleotide messenger RNA. The record is from RefSeq and is a predicted model, not a curated record. Lineage: Eukaryota; Fungi; Ascomycota; Sordariomycetes; Glomerellales; Glomerellaceae.